AUGUUCCAGCAUUUGAACUGGCAUAAUUAUUGAUAAACACGUGUUAUUUAUUUGAUGGUUAGACUUAAAAUGAGUAACAAAAUUAGUUUUCAGUCUGACAAUGAAGAUGAUAAAUUUGACAUAUCUGAUUCCGAUGAUUUUUAUUCCGAUAAAGAAAAAGCUUUGCUAAAAAAAGCAUUAAAACAGCGAAAUGGUUACGAAGAUAGUGAAGAAGAAAUAUUCGAAAUACAUUCAAGUUCAGAUGAGAACAAUGAAGAAAGUGAAGAAAACGCUGAUAGUGACAUUGAAAAAGUUGAUGAUAAUAUACCAGAUGAUCGAGCAUGGGGCAAACGCAAGAAAAGCUAUUACUCUACAGAUUAUGUAGAUGCUGACUUAAAUGCGUUUAAUGCAAAAGAUGUUGAUGCAGCUCAAUUUGAAGAAGACGAAGCACGUAAAAUUCAACAACGUCUUUUGGAUCAAUUUGACGAGGAUGAUUUUUCAUUAGAUGUUUAUAAAUCUAAAUCAAAGAAGAACGUUGAAGAAAAUCAAGUGGAAACUAAAAUUAAAAAAGAUUUAUCCAAAUUUUUAGACUCGGAAAAACGAGAUUUAAUAUUAAAAGAAUCACCAGAAUUACUUGGGCUUAUAGAGGACUUCAAAGCUAAAACGAAAGAAAUUUCUGAAACAUUGGGACCACUUUUAGAUAUAUUAAGAAAAAAUAACUCGAAUGACAAUUUACUUCAAUAUAUUACUCUGAAAUACAAUGUAUUAAUGCGGUAUUUAACUUACGUAAAUUUUUAUGUUUUAUUAAAAUCUGAACGCGUAAAUGUGAAAUAUCAUCCUGCAAUUAAACAAAUAAUAAAAUACCGUGAAUUAUAUAACCAAUUAGAAAGUAUAAAUACUGAGGCUUUAAAAAAGAAAAUACAUAAGAUUCUAACAAGUAAAAAAAUGAUUACUAAAAAACCAGUUAAAAAACAAAAAUCAAUAACCACAGAAAUAAAACCAAAAACACCCAUUAAAAAAGAAUUAUCAAAACAAGUACACUUUGAUGUAGAAGAUAAUUUGAACAAAAAUGAGACAGAUAGUGAAGAUGAAGGUGUGGAGGACUUAAACGCACAGAACGGUGAUAUGGAAGUGGAUAGUAUAGCAGAAAAUGGAAAACGUGCAAUCACUUAUGAAAUUGCCAAAAACAAAGGAUUAACACCGCAUCGUAAGAAGGAACAACGUAAUCCACGUGUCAAACAUCGAAAUAAAUAUCGGCAGGCAAAAAUACGUCGUAAAGGAGCUGUCCGUGAAGUUAGAAAGGAAUUAUCACGGUAUGGUGGGGAAAUAUCUGGUAUCAAAUCAAAUGUUACAAAGAGUAUUAAAAUUAAAUAAAAAAAAUUUUAUUACUAAAAAAUGUGUUUUUAUCCUACAAUACUACUUGCACCUCUUAUAG
Messenger RNA from Chrysoperla carnea, 1414 nucleotides. It is a transcript of the gene Sas10, whose product is annotated as something about silencing protein 10. Bases 55 to 1353 code for a protein of 432 amino acids. The transcript has 8 exons. The record is from RefSeq and is a predicted model, not a curated record. Gene Ontology annotation, cellular component: nucleolus; small-subunit processome. Gene Ontology annotation, biological process: maturation of SSU-rRNA from tricistronic rRNA transcript (SSU-rRNA, 5.8S rRNA, LSU-rRNA). NCBI's taxonomy places the organism in Eukaryota, Metazoa, Arthropoda, Insecta, Neuroptera, Chrysopidae.